Molecule: messenger RNA, 2901 nt
Organism: Grammomys surdaster
Lineage: Eukaryota; Metazoa; Chordata; Mammalia; Rodentia; Muridae
Product: cytochrome b5 domain-containing protein 1
Exons: 4
Coding region: 126-812 (228 amino acids)
Source: RefSeq, a predicted model, not a curated record
AAGGACAAUGGUUUCCAUGUCAGCGACAAACGCACUCCUGGUAGUUCUUGAACCUGAUAGUUUUAAGAUUGCUGAGGAGAGAGAAAGUAGCUGAGGGAGCCCGUGCCUCUUGUAGAACAGGAGCCAUGCCGCGCCGGGGCCUAGUGGCGGGGCCAGACUUUGAUAACUUUCAGCGUCGGUAUUUCACGCCGUCAGAAGUAGCGGCACACAACCAGCCCGACGACCUAUGGGUGUCUUACCUGGGAUUUGUUUACAAUCUAACACCGCUUGUACAGGAAUUCAAAGGGGAUCUACUGUUGAAACCCAUCUUGGAGGUUGCAGGCCAGGACAUUAGUCACUGGUUUGAUCCAAAGACCAAAGACAUUCGCAGGCACAUAGAUCCACUAACUGGUUGCAUGAGAUACCGCACCCCGCGGGGCCGCUUCGUGCAUAUCCCGCCGCCUCUGCCCCGUUCGGACUGGGCCAAUGAUUUCGGAAUACCCUGGUGGAAGGGGGUAAAUUACCAGGUGGGGCGGCUGUCUGCCCGGACCCGGAACAUCCGUAUUAUUAACACUCUUACAACGCAGGAGCAUACAUUGCAGGUGGGAGCUCUGGAGUCAAUGUGGGAAAUCCUACACCGGUAUCUCCCCUAUAAUGCACAUGCUGCCAGCUAUACAUGGAAAUACGAUGGGAAGAAUUUGAACAUGGAUCAAACCCUGGAAGAAAAUGGGAUCCGGGAUGAAGAAGAAGAGUUUGACUAUCUUAAUAUGGAUGGUGCACUUCACACACCUGUGAUACUGCUCUACUUCAAUGAUGACCUCACAGAGCUAUAGGAAAGGAGAUGUGCAUGUAGAUGCAAGAUGUUUGCCUUUGCCUCUUUCUAUGCCUUGAGGAAAAGAGGUGUGGGUCUGUGGGGCCUGGGCCUACACCUCCGUUCCUUGCUGGGAAUCAGCCCGUGGUUCUUGUGCCUUAUCCCUGCCUCCUUUGCUCAUGGGUGAUGUGCUCAAAGAGUAUUAGGGGGGUCCUGGGGGAGACUCCCUAGAACAGAAAGGGACCUAGAGACUCUCAGGGAUGUGAGGAGGAGGUAAGGCUCAGGCAAAACUUUUUAGUAGUAAGAGAAAGACACACAGGGAUGAAGGGAUGGAAGAACUUUUUCGGCAAAGGUGAGAAUGAGAUGUUUGUAGGAAGGUGACAAGGAUUUGGAAAUUAUUAGCAUUACCAAUCAUAGGUGGUUGACUUCCUUUCUAAAGGUGUUUACUAGUUGGUGCCCCAGGAAAAGUGAAUGCAGUUAGUUUAGGAUUGAAAUCAUGCUGGAGUUUUACACUGUUCAGUACAGCUAUCCUGUAAGGUGAACACAUUCAUGCUAUCUCACAGGUAAUUCCUUAGGAGUUUACAAAGGUUCAGUAGCACAAGUGCAGGUUUAUGAGUCAUGGUAGAGCCACAGUGCACAAGCCUGCCCAACUCUGAAAGUCAGGCAUUCUUCAGUGUAAAGGAACAUUCUCAGCUUUGCCUAAUGCUAACAUUUUUGAUGGCUGCUUUCAAACCAAGUAUUUGGAAUGUGAGCUUGCCCUAGGCUUGUUGCAUGAUGGGGAAAUGUAAGCCUAUUGUGUACUCAGUAUUUACUGUGUUCGAAGGGUUAAAAGAGUACUCUAGGGAUAGAAGCAGGGAAGGCUAGAUUUCAGCCAAGCACUGGCUACUGAGGCUACUUCCUUGUUGAUAUCAUAAGAUUUCUGACUAUUUGGGCAUAAGAAGAUAGAUAUUUAGUGACUCCAGGAAAAUUCAGAAUGGAGAAAGGGCCUGUAGAUCAAGACACUGUAGUGAGGGACCCAAAAGGGGGCACCUUCUUUUUCCAGUAGGCCUUGCCACUAACAGACAGCAAGGAAGACAGAGUUGAAUUUGUCAAAUGGUGACCCUGAAAGAGGUUUGUUGUGGUCAGACAGAGAGGAACUAAGAGAGGCAGACACCUCUCACAGUGGCUGACUACAUCUGGUUCCCUUUAUCCCUAACAGAGGAGGGGAAUUAAGAAUAACUGAUAAAUUGAGCCAGGCGUGGUGGCUUUAAUUACAGCACUGAGGAGGCAGAGGCAGGUGGAUCUCAUGAGUUCCAGGCUAGCCUGGUCUACAAAACAAGUUUCAGGACAGCCAGAGCUACAUAGAGAAACCCUGUCUCAAAUCAAACCAAACCAAACCAACAACACAGUAACUGGAAAGUGAACUUCCCUGCAGCCGCAGCCGCAGCCGCAGCGAACACGAGUCAAAGAGCUUGCGUCCUGCCGGCAGUGGCAUCUGGCUGCAGGGUGAGGUUCCAUGACCUCAUGAGACACUAGUGGGAUGCACUGUCUCAAAGGGUGACUGUGGGAAACAUGAACAAAUGUGGGCUCAAACUCUUGAUUUCAGUGAUUUCUUAAUCUAUUGAUGGUGAAGACUUUCACUUAGUCCCAUGCAACCUAACAGUCCAUAAAUUGUUUGGAUCAAUCAAUCGUGAUAUUUAGUCAGCUCGGAAGUGAUCUAUGUGUAUUCUUAUUUGUUCUUCUGAGUCUUACACUGUCUGAGAGCCAAAGCAGUUCCUCCCAUGACAUCCUCAGAGAAUGUUCUGGGGUGUGCUCGUUCUGCCCAAGCUUGUCUCUUUUCCAGGACAUCCCACUUGUAGAUUUUUUUUACCUGGGAUGGGGAGGGGGUGGUGUCUCAUUAUGUGUGUGUGGGGUCUCAUGUAGCCCUGACUGGCCAGGAACUCAGAGACCACUUGCCUAUUCACAACUUCUUGUUAGAAACACAUGCUCCUUUCCCUAUUUGUCCAAGCAUUCAUCAAUUCUAAUUCUAAGAAUCUUUGGAAUUUGUUCUUUUGUCUAAUAUAAUAAACCAUCUUUGUCUCAGAUUACUGGGAAACUAACUGAUAUUAAAUUUCUACCUCUGCCUUCACAAA